Salvelinus fontinalis (brook trout) is the source of this 9872-nucleotide messenger RNA. RefSeq names its product SH3 and multiple ankyrin repeat domains protein 2-like. NCBI's taxonomy places the organism in Eukaryota, Metazoa, Chordata, Actinopteri, Salmoniformes, Salmonidae. The record is from RefSeq and is a predicted model, not a curated record. The transcript has 25 exons. Gene Ontology annotation, molecular function: synaptic receptor adaptor activity; ionotropic glutamate receptor binding. Gene Ontology annotation, cellular component: dendritic spine; postsynaptic density; postsynaptic membrane. Bases 265 to 6033 code for a protein of 1922 amino acids.
GAGCUGAGCGUAAAAGCAGCGCUUGGUGUCUGUCGCCGCCUAUUAAAUUACAUCACGCUUCAGAGUUCCUCUCCGGGAGCUCGAACACUCCUGUCCCUUCAUCCUCCUCCUCACCUCAGCCAACGUCCACAGAGCAACACCGACUUUGACAGGAAGUUUCCCCGCCAGUAUUGAGGAUUUUGGGCGGAGGUGAAACGGAAUAAAACAUUGUUCCUUAAAGGACUGGGUAAAACCUUCAGGCUGAAUUCGUCUGGCCUACUGACUAUGCCCCGGAGUCCCACGUCCAGUGAGGAUGAGAUGGCCCAGAGCUGUUCUGACUACACCGAGGACUCCGCCUCUGACAGCUCCCGUGAGGAGACCAUCUACGAGACCAUAAGAGCCACCGCUGAGCCGACCCCCAGACGCAUGGACGACAUACACACUCACUCCCUGGUUGUCCGCGUCCUCAUCCCCGACCUGCAGCAGACAAAAUGUAUGCGGUUCAACCCCAACGCGACUGUGUGGGUUGCCAAGCAGAGGAUCCUGUGCACGUUGAGCCAGAGUCUGAAGGAUGUGCUGAACUACGGACUCUUCCAGCCCGCCAUGAACGGACGUGAUGGGAAGUUCCUGGAUGAGGAACGCCUCCUCCUGGAAUACCCACAGCCAAUCAGCAAAGGAGUUCCAGCUCUGGAGUUCCGCUACAAGAGCCGAGUCUACAGGCAGACCCAUGUGGAAGAGAAGCAGAUUGCCAAACUUCACACCAAGGCCAACUUGAGAAAGUUUAUGGACCUCAUCCAGCACCAUCAGGUGGAGAAAGUAUCUAGGCUGCUGGAGAGAGGGCUGGACCCCAACUACCAGGAUACAGAGACCGGUGAGACCCCCCUGACAUUUGCGGCCCACCUGGAUAACGUGGUGGAGAUUAUAAAGGUUCUGAAGAAUGGAGGGGCUCACCUGGACUUCAGGGCCAAAGAUGGCAUGACAGCACUACACAAAGCUGCUAGGUCCAAGAACCAGGUUACUCUGACGACCCUGUUGGAGCUUGGUUUGUCUCCAGACUAUAAGGACAGUCGGGGUCUGACGGCGCUCUAUCACACAGCCAUGGUGGGAGGAGAUCCGUUCUGCUGUGAGUUGCUGCUACAUGAACACGCCACCGUCUGCUGCCAGGACGAAAACGGCUGGCACGAAGUCCACCAGGCUUGUCGGAAUGGCUAUGUCCAGCACCUGGAGCAUCUGCUGUUCUACGGGGCGGACAUGAGCGCACAGAACGCCUCAGGGAACACGGCGCUGCACAUUUGUGCUCUCUACAACCAGGAUAACUGUGCCAGGGUGCUGCUGGUCCGUGGAGCCAACAAAGAGGUGAAGAACUACAACAGCCAGAGUCCCUUUCAGGUGGCCAUCAUUGCGGGGAACUUUGAACUGGCCGAACUGGUCAAGAACCACAAAGAGACAGAUAUAGUGCCUUUCCACGAGGCCCCGGAAUACUCCAAGCGGCGUCGGGUCCCUCCCUCUACCAGCAGCAGCAGUAGCUGCCUGGUGGCUCCCCGGGUCCUGCUGCGCUCCAACAGUGACAACAGCCUCACAGUGAGCCAGGGGCCUCCCCAGGACUGGUCCCAGCCCCAGGGACCCCCCCAGCACCACGGAUCCCAACACGGAGGGGUCGGACCCCCCACCGCCACCUCUCACCGUAGCCUCUCUCCACAGCUGCUCCAGCAGAUGCAGGGGAACCCAAAUGGCACUGUGAGGACCAUGGGCCAGAGGUCCCGCAGUACCAGCGUGGGGGUGGUCCCGCGGAGUCGGUCCCCGUCCCUCAACCAGCUGGGAGAGGAGGCCUGCAGGCCACACCCGCAGACACAUGUACAGACGCAGCAGACUCAGCACAGACAGCCCAGCCCCAGUGGUAAUGUGGAGGUGGUGGUGCAGCGGAGGAAGCUGUACAGUGCCGUGCCAGGUAGGCACUUUGUGGUGGUCCAUUCCUACCAUCCACAGGCCGAGGGAGAGAUCACCCUCUACAAGAACGACAGGGUUAAAGUUCUGAGUAUCGGAGAGGGGGGAUUCUGGGAAGGCAGUGCCCGGGGCCAGGUGGGCUGGUUUCCUGCGGAGUGCGUGGAGGAGAUUCCUGCCAAGCCCAGCGAGGAGAGAACGCACACAAGAGCUGACCGCUCGGACAAGAGGAAACUCUUCCGACACUACACUGUAGGGUCCUACGAUAGCUUUGAUGCCUCCAGCGACUGCGUGGUCGACGAGAAGACAGUGGUCUUGACCAAGAAGGAGAAUGAAGGCUUCGGCUUCGUUCUGCGAGGGGCCAAAGCGGACACGCCCAUCGAGGAGUUUACUCCCACCCCUGCCUUCCCAGCUCUCCAAUACCUGGAGUCGGUGGACGAGGGAGGAGUGGCCUGGCAGGCGGGGCUUAGGACCGGGGACUUCCUCAUCGAGGUGAACCAAGAGAAUGUGGUGAAGGUGGGCCACAGGCAGGUGGUCAACAUGAUCCGUCAUGCAGGGAACAGCCUCAUCAUCAAAGUGGUAACGGUCAGCAGGAAUAUGGACCCUGAGGAUACAGCACGUAAAAAAGCCCCCCCACCGCCAAAGAGAGCCCCCACCACCGCCUUGUCUAUGCGCUCCAAGUCUAUGACCUCUGAACUGGAAGAACUAGUGGAAAUCAGUAAAGCUACACUAAGGAAAAAGAAAGGUGAUGGUCAGAAGAAGAGGAUAUGUUUUCAAGUCACUCUAAAUAAAGUGGACGAGGUGUCAUCUUCCCAGAAUGCCGUGGACAUGAAGGUGGCCACCAUUAAGCCACGCCCCUCCAGCCGCUGUUUGGUCACGCCUACUGACAUGAAUUCCAUGUACGACCGCCAGAGUGGAGUGGCAGUGGUACCACCCACUGUGCCAGGCAGUCCUAGAGGGGGGGCAUUCCUGGGCAUACUUGCCAAGGGUGGCACCAUGAGGAGACAAAAGUCCAUAGGUAUAACAGAAGAGAAGACGCUCCUCACCCCUCCCCCACUCAAGUUCACCCGCAGCCUCUCCAUGCCCGACACGUCCGAAGACAUCCCCCCUCCCCCGGUCAUCUCCCCCCCAUCUCCCCCCUCCUCCUACAACUCUCCCUCUGUCUCCCCCAUGCAACGGGGCUACGGCACCACCCGACCGGGCCUCACCCUCAACUCCGCUGGAAAAUGUUCCAACGCCACUAUCCUUGGCAACCGCACGGUAGAUGUAGGGACGCUAAGGCGAGGUUAUCACCGCCAGAGCUCAGUACAGUACGAUAGUAGAAGCCGAGGACGGGCGCCCGUGCCCGAGAACCCGUACUCGGAGGUGGGCAACAAGGCGCUGUACAUGCCCGCCAAGCCGGCGAGGAGGAAGGGCAUGCUGGUCAAGCAGCCCAAUGUGGAGGACAGCCCAGAGAAGACCUGCUGCACCCCGCCCUCAGGCGCCGUUUCCAUGCCGACCACGCCCACUGAGAGGACCUUCUCGUCCAUUCCCAUCCCCACCAUCAUCGUCAAGGAGCCUUCCACCAGUAGCAGUGGGAAGAGCAGCCAGGGCAGCAGUAUGGAGAUCGAGCCAACCACGCCCGAACACCCACCCUUAACGCCCAGGGCAAGGUCUGAAGACCCCAUUGUCAACAACCCCUUUGCUGCUGCCAUCGCAGGGGCAGUGAGGGACCGGGAGAAGAGGCUGGAGGCGCGGAGGAACUCGCCUGGCUUCCUCUCCACCGAUAUGGGAGAUGAGGACUUGGGAGACCCCACCCCGGCCCCGCGGCUACGCCAGUCCAAGUCCAUCGACGAGGGGAUGUUCAGCAACGACGAGCACCUGCGGAGGAUAAUGGCACCCCCGCCGGCCACAACCCUGCUGCGGUCCCAAGAAGGGGGUGACCGUGGCGGUAACGUGACGGACUUCAACACCCCUGAGCCCACCCAGGUGGUGAGGGAGCCUCUGACCGCACGUACCGGUCAGUACCCCAAUCUGGACAGCCCCGUCAGUCUCCCGGACACCACGCCCAAGACCUACAGCUCAAACGGAGGUGGGGGCUACCUGCACCCCGUCACGGGUAACGCCCUGGAACCGAACUCGCCCCUCGCCCUGGCGCUGGCGGCCCGGGACAGAGCCAUGAAAGAGCAGACACAAACGACCAUGGCGACACAAGCCCCACCCCCUUCUCUACCUCAACCGCGCCCUAAGCUCGACGCCCCCCAGUCCCUCCCCCCCAACCCCCACAAAUCUGGCCUCAAUCAGCCCCUCUUCAUCGAUACCAAGCUCCGCUCCAACAUUGAGCCGGGCUUCACCACCUCCACGACAACCCUGGGGCGAGGCAUAGGGGGGGGCCUGAAGAGGCAGAUGACGGAGCAGAAGUACGAGUCUGACAUAGCGAGGGAGGAGAGGCAGCAGGCGGCGGAGGAUGGGAAGAGCAUACAGAUCGACGUUGUGGACACGUCACAAACUCAGAAAGUGGCUGGUCUGCUGAUGGUGCACUCCAAAAACAGCCCAGAGGAGGAAGACAGGGGGCAGGAGAACACACCAGCCCAGGACAACAGCAUCCCCAGCGAACUUAGAGACCCCAACCAGCCAAACCCCCCCACCAACAGCCACAGUACCAAACCCCUGCCCCCCGUGCCGCAGGGGAAGACCAUCACGGCUGGGGGUUCGGUGGACGAGCCAGUCAAGCUGCCCUUCCGCAUGCCCCCUCCCCCACUGGCCUCGGUGGACAUUGAGGAGGUGGAAGAGUUUGUCUUCUCCGAGCCCCUGCCACCGCCACUGGAGUUCGCCAACAGCAUCGACAUCCCUGAGGACCAGGCAACGAACAUCGCUGAGUUGCUCAAGCAACGGGACCAAGAGAGACGCAACGGGAUGGGAACCAGGCGGCCACAUCCACCCCCCUACUACACUCAUGCCCCGACCCCUGUCGGCCAGUUCAGACGAGGGAGCGGGAUGUCCAAUUGCAUGCCCCCACCCUUCUAUCCCCCUACGCCCCCUGACGGUGGCUUUGAGCAAGGUGGCACUGACUCAAGCAUCGAGGAGGUAGACAGUCGCAGAAGUGGAGACCCCCAUAUAGAGACUACCAGCACCGUUUCCACAGUUUCGAGUAUCUCUGUACUGUCAUCAGAGGGCGGGUACAACAGCGCCCUGGAGGACACUUCUAUGGUCUAUACUGACGGCCAGACUUACCUCGACGACCGACCCCCCGUUCCCCCCAAGCCCAAAAACAAGCCCGUCAUCAACAAGAACACUGCACUUUACCACAACGUCCUCAUGGAGGAAUCCCUGGACUCCUUCGGGGCGCCCCCUCCUGUCCCUCCCCCUCCACCAGGGUCCAUAUCCCCCCCAGAACUCCCCAGGACCCCACCCCAUCGGUCGUCCAAGCUGUGGGGCAAGCCCCCGGAGCUAAGGAGCCCACCCAUGCCCGACCCCAAGGCCACGGUUAUCAACGAGCUGAGCUCCAUCUUAUCACAGAUGCACCGGCCCAAACCGGGGGACUCCCUGGACUCACCCACCACAGGGGCCAGGGGCGGCUUAGGAACCAGCUCUCCAGCCACAGGAAGCCAGCGGAACUCCAGCGUGUCUUUCAGCCUGCCCCCCUCCUCCUGCACCCCUCCUUCCAGUCUGCCCCCUCACCUCUGCAGCCCACCAGACACCUCGUCCCUCUCCUCGCCCCCCUGCCCCUCCUCUUUAACCCACUCUUCCUCACCCAGCCUUAGCGACCUUUUCGGCCUGCCCACCUUGCCCAUGGAGAGUGUGAGAGGCUUCGGCAGCAUGGGCGGUAGCCUUGGUGGAGGGUCCUCGUGCGGUGGCUCGCGCUCCCCCUCGCCGCUCACCCUAAUGCAGGCCAUAGCCACCUCGGGCAAGUCCUUUGCCUCCAAGCCCGUGGAGCUGUGGAGCAAGCUGGACGUGGCCGACUGGCUGGACAGCCUGAAUCUGUCGGAGCAUAAAGACGCCUUCCUGGACAACGAGAUCGAGGGCGCCCACCUGCCUUCGCUGCAGAAAGAAGAUCUGAUUGACCUGGGGGUGACGCGGGUGGGCCACCGCAUGAACAUCGAGAGGGCCCUCAAAAUGCUGCAGGACAGAUAAAGCCAGGGGGUGUGGAUUUAUCUGGAACGCUCUCUCUCCUACCUGUUCUCCUUCUCAGUCUUGGAAAGUCUGGGACGAUUUAGGAAUCGGGCCUCUGACUACUCCCUUCCUGCCUCGCCUCUGUGGCGUGUUUGUGUUUGAUCGCUCCCAUUCUGCUUCCCGAGGUAUCAGGGGAUGUCGGAAACCUGGAGGAACUGCUGGGAAUAGCCUGGAGAAAGGCGGCGUUCCCGAAUCGAGAAUGGAGAAAGAGUGGGAAAAAAUCCUGCAUCUUUUUAGGGAUGCUCAUGAUACAAAAGACCACACUUUGGAAUACUCUUGAAACGUAACCCUCAAACACUUUGAAAUACUGAUAGAAAUCAGUAUUGGAAUACUCAAUCCUUUUUCAAGCUCCCCCAGUGCGGGUGUUUGAAACCAGCUGAGCUGGUUGGCGCUCCUUUUCUAUCUUUGCUAGGGUUUCUUCAGAGAAUAUUUCUUCACUAGAGUCAAACCGUGGGUUAUGUUUAUGGGUGGAUCUGAUGUUGUAGAGGCAUUUGAAAAACAGACAUUUGAAAAACAUUAGAAACGAGAACCUUUGCAGAAAUGUUUAGCUGAAUCCUUAACCAUAUCACUCGCUGCAAGCAAAUACACACACACACACACACACACAUACACACAUACACACACACAGAUCCGACGAUGGCCUUUUCCUGAGAGAGAGAAUCAUGAUGAUGUGUUAGUCACUCUAAUGCAUGGCUGGAAGGGCUCCACUGUAGCAGGCACCACUGUCCCCUUCACAUCCCUGUUCACUGGAAGGUGUGUGUAUUUGCAUUUUGUCAGAGACAUGUUUGUGAUGUAUGUGUGUGUGCGCGCGCUGUGGGAGGUUUGUGAAACGUGUUUUAGAAAGACAUGAGUGAGAGUGCGAGGCCUAGAUUCUGUCAGUCUAAUCAAGGUGUAUAUUGCAUCUCACAUUCCAGUGUUCGAACGUGUAAACAGGGCUCCAUGGGAUUUAUCUUAAUGCGACUCCGUGCAGCCAAUGGCCAUGUCCGUUUUAGGUAUAAUUCUGGGAGCCGCUUGUGGAUUUGACAGCUCUAACACAGUUCCACCUCCGACAUUGCAAAAACAACAACAACAGGAUGGCAUGAAUCUGAUAGAAUCUAGCCCUAAGUGUUGGCAUCAUGUGUGUUGUCAUCGUCUUCCACACACUUGACAGCGACCCCGACAGGAGUGGGAUGCAACCCCCCUACACCCUACCGCCCAACCAACCAAUCUCCCUUCAGGCCUAUAACAGAAAUAAUCCACCUAUCACAACAACUUGGGGAACACACAUUUUUCUGCCAUAAUAUCGCCAUCUCUCCUCUUUGUUCAGCCAUAUUUAAUCACUUCUAAUCAUUGAGUGAUUCCUUUCACAAAUCAAACAUUGUUUUCAUAUUAAUAUCAGUGUGUGCUGCUGUGGUAAAGGUGAGGGAUGUAUUUUCUUUGGUUGACAUAAUGAUUCUCGGCGAGAAUUUGAAGACGCCCAUUUUGAAAGGAUGAGAGCAAAACGGACGUUACUUUGUGAUCUCUGUUAACGUAGGACACUGUGGUUGACUGUGUGCUCGUUGUUAGACAGCUCACCUACAGUAUACUGUGUAGUGCAGGGGCCAAGAAUAAUAUAAUAAUAUUAAUUCACUCAAAACUCAAAAAUGUGGCGCAGCGGUCUAAGGCACACCAUUUGAAUCCAGGCUGCAUGGAGUCCCAUAGGGCGGCGCACAAGAAGAGGUGUUAAUCCUACCUGGUGUUUCCAGAGGGAAGAAAAGAGAUGUGACACAGUAGCACUGACCGAGCAGGCUUUAGAUGAUGCAUUUGGUCCCUGUUCAUUUGAGAAUGAGUGUGAGAGUCCUCAGUAACACUUUACUUAAGCGUGCAGGAAUAACCAUUUUAGAAGGCUUGCUUAUAAAAAGUUAUAACGUAUUAUUACUACAGGCUUCAAGUAAAGUGUUAGUGAGUCAUUUUCUCAACACCAGUGAUAAGCUCUCACACCAAUGAGCAGGUAGAACAAGCUUAUCUUUUAAUCAGAGCUCUCAUCUGACAGCCAAUCAAUUGUCUCCAUCCCUUUUCAUGAAACACCAUUACUUAUAUGUUAAUGUGAGAAUUGCUGAUAGGUGAGUACCCAGGAAGUGUUUGGUGGCAUUGAUUUUAAGUAAAUGGAAUAUAUUUAUUGCUUUGAAUGUGUACAAAGGAAUGAUUUCAAGAAAAGAGUACAUCUAUAGAAAAAUUAUAUGUAUAAUAUUUCGAGAAAGAAUUUCUAUGAAAGAAUAUGACCAUUGCAUCCACCCUCAGAACUUAUUCCCUUGUCACUUUAUCCCUGUUUUGUGUUUGGAUAGUGCCUCAAAUAGAGCAUUAUUCUCUACACAGUGCCCCAUUUCUGGCCUUUCUGCCUCUGAACUAGAUUAGAACUACUCCAUAAUGCACUGCAAAGAGAAGUGUGGAAGCCAUGUAUUCUACUGUACCCAGAUGACCUAUAUAUAUUAUAACAUAUCACUAAAAAGUGAACAGUAUGUAUGAUCAUUUGAGACAUAUCCAUGAUUCUAUCAGUUCCCGGGGAUGUUCUAUGAACAUAACCGUGAUUGUUUGGAUUGUCUGCAAUUUAGGGUCUCCUGUUGGACCCCAAAAUAAUGCUACCUUGGUGAGAUUCCUUUCUCUCUGUCCCUGUGUGUAACUGUAUGAUGAUGAAAGGAAGAUAAAAUUAUGAUUAAAAAAAAGGGAAUACCAGGCUAACAGAAAGAGAGGACUUGCAGGAGUUAUAACGCUGCUAUAAUCCAUUCAUUAUUUUAAAAGAAACAACAAAAGAGUGACAUAGGAAAAAAAGCACAGUAUUUUUUAUGAUUAUAUAGAAUUAUAUGGAAUUUUUCUAAAAGACAUUUGGAGAAAAAUGUUCAACUCUGAAGUGUGGUUUGCCAAAAAGUUUUUAAAAUAUAUAUAUAUAUAUAUAUUAAUUAAUAGAAAUUGAUAUUAUCAGAUUUAUGAGGAAACUAAGAAGCAAUAUUUUUACUGAAUGGAUCUCCUUGGUUGUGGUUUUUCCCAGUCUUAAGAUGAACUAUCAUGAUAUAUCAUCACCUGUUGAUGUUAUGAACACUGAUAGAUGGAGUGGACAGAAGACAUUUGUCCAAUCAAAAUGUAUUUUAUAUACUAUCCUCUGGCCAUCACCUGCCUAUCUUGAAUAUUGUAAUUUUUGACAAUUCCAUUCACUUAGUCUGUGUAUAAUGUGUGUAUAAAUGACUGAAACGCUUUAAAUGUAUACAUAAGCUCAUAGUCCACUGGAUCGAAAACUGUCCCGAUGACACUUUUAUGCUCAACUUACAUAGACAUGUACAAAAAAAGACUAGUUGUGACUGUUGACUUCAUGGAAUAAAAAAAACAUAUCACUAAGCUAAUUUAUUUGCAGAAUCAUCAUAGAACUGAGUAGUGGUAUUAAGAAGCUAUACAAACCAUCACUGUGUGACUAUAAGGCUAUGCUACAUAAGGACUGGCAUGGCUCACUAUCAUCACUACCAUCACAACACAGUCCUUUACUUACCCAUCGGCAACUAUUUUGAUACUUUUGUUAUUUUCUCUUUUGGUUGAAUUUUGAAUUUAUUUUUUAUUCUACAUAAUUACGAAGACGUUUCCGGCUCUUUUGUGUAUAUUUGUGUUCAUGUUCCAUAUGUUGUAAUUCCGCAUACUUAGAGUCGACUAUCUAAUUAUCAAAAUUAAAAAGAAAGAGAAGUUCUUUGUAACUGCACUCUUCCUUCCCCCCCAAAAUCCUCAAUACUUCUUGUAUGGCAACCAAAAGUUACUGUAAGAAAUAAAUAUAACAUUGCACUAUGGUUGUAUUAAUUUAA